Molecule: messenger RNA, 3227 nt
Organism: Bufo bufo (common toad)
Lineage: Eukaryota; Metazoa; Chordata; Amphibia; Anura; Bufonidae
Gene: SLC2A1
Product: solute carrier family 2 member 1
Exons: 10
Coding region: 196-1671 (491 amino acids)
Biological process (GO): monosaccharide transmembrane transport; response to insulin
Cellular component (GO): basolateral plasma membrane; apical plasma membrane
Molecular function (GO): hexose transmembrane transporter activity
Source: RefSeq, a predicted model, not a curated record
CCCAGGAAGAGACUGCUACAUUGUAUUCACAGAGAAAGACUGCUACAUCGCAUCCAUAGAGAUAGACUUCUACACUGUCUACAGAGACAGAGGCUGACACGUUGUAUCCAGAGAGAGACAGAGAAAGAGAGACAACACAGCACAGAAUCAGGAUUAUUAUACAGCACUGCCUGGGAUAUACCACGCGGGGGCGCCAUGGAGUCUGGGGGCAAGAUGACGUGGCAGUUGAUGAUUGCUGUGAGUGUCGCUGUCCUUGGAUCCUUACAGUUUGGUUACAACACUGGAGUCAUCAAUGCACCACAGAAGGUCAUUGAGAAGUUUUACAAUGAGACGUGGUUAACGCGGUAUGGGGAGCCAAUCCAAGAAGCCAGCCUGACCUCCCUGUGGUCCUUGUCUGUGGCCAUCUUCUCAGUCGGUGGCAUGAUUGGCUCAUUUUCUGUUGGUCUUUUUGUCAACAGAUUUGGCAGGCGUAAUUCCAUGUUGAUGGCCAACAUCCUCGCUUUUAUUGCUGCUAUUUUUAUGGGCUUUUCCAAGAUGGCAUACUCAUUUGAGAUGCUGAUUAUUGGCCGGUUUAUAAUUGGUCUCUACAGUGGUCUUACUACUGGAUUUGUGCCUAUGUAUGUCGGUGAAGUGGCCCCUACAUCUCUUCGUGGGGCCCUGGGAACACUGCACCAGCUGGGAGUUGUGGUUGGAAUCCUCAUAGCUCAAAUAUUCGGAUUGGAACCAAUCAUGGGUAAUGACAGUUUAUGGCCACUUCUUCUCGGCUGCAUCUUUGUACCUGCCCUUGUGCAAUCAGCAGCACUACCGUUCUGUCCUGAAAGUCCUCGAUUUUUGCUCAUCAAUCGUAAUGAAGAAGACAAAGCCAAAAGUGUCCUGAAAAAACUUCGUGGCACCACAGAUGUAACCGCUGACCUUCAAGAGAUGAAAGAAGAGAGUCGUCAGAUGAUGAGGGAGAAGAAGGUCACUAUAUUUGAGCUGUUCCGCUCACCUCUGUAUCGUCAGCCAAUUUAUAUUGCUAUUGUUCUACAGCUGUCUCAACAACUCUCUGGAAUUAAUGCGGUUUUCUACUACUCUACUAUGAUAUUCGAAAAAGCCCAGGUUCAGCAGCCAAUUUACGCCACCAUUGGUGCCGGAAUUGUCAACACAGCAUUUACUGUUGUUUCGCUGUUUGUGGUUGAGCGGGCUGGACGACGUACCCUUCAUCUUAUUGGAUUGGGUGGCAUGGCUGGAUGUGCUAUAUUGAUGACUGUCGCUCUUGUAUUACUGGAGCGUGUGCCAGAGAUGUCCUACCUCAGCAUUGUGGCCAUUUUUGGUUUUGUGGCAUUCUUUGAAGUUGGACCAGGACCAAUCCCUUGGUUCAUUGUCGCUGAGCUUUUCAGUCAGGGUCCUCGUCCUGCGGCUAUUGCAGUUGCUGGCCUUUCCAACUGGACUUCCAACUUUAUUGUGGGAAUGGGCUUUCAGUAUGUAGAGAAACUCUGUGGCGCCUAUGUCUUCGUUAUCUUUACAGUCCUUCUCAUCUUCUUCUUCAUCUUUACAUUCUUCAAAGUGCCUGAGACAAAGGGCCGCACCUUUGAUGAGAUUGCUUCUGACUUCAGGCAGGGCGGGGAGAGAAAUCCUGACAAGCACAAUUCUCCAGAAGAAUUCCACAGUCUGGGAGAUUCCCAAGUGUAACCGCGCACCUUUAAUACCUACCUCUUGUCACUUCCCUCUCCUUCUCUGCCCAUGUCCAUUCUGCUGGUGCAGGGGGACUUAGGGUGAGGACAGGGAGAGGGAAGAGGUCGCUCUGUCUAAAUUUUGUUGGGCAUAAUAAUAAUGCCUCUUCCUGAUGUUUUCCCACUACCUCAGGGAGGCACUGCUAGGCAGCAAACCAUUUCCAAACACCGCUCGCUGCAUUUCAAACCUUCUUGAAUAACCACAGGGUAGCUGUUCAUACUCUAGUGUUUCUUUGCAGGUUUCUUACUUGUAUGUGGAGAGAUGAAGGAUGGAAGCUCUUUUUUUUUUAAAUAUAUAAAUACUUAAAUAUGAUUUCCUUUUUAUAAUAGAUUAUUUUAUAAUCAGCGUGAGCUUUCAGACCUACAACGCUAAGCGAGCAGAGGUGUGUUCAUCAAACCCAUCAUGGACUCUUGUUUACAUACUGUAUUUUUUUUUUUUAAAUCUUUUCUGUGACUGUAGAGGAGAGGAGAAGCAUAGAGGCUGCAGAGAAUAAUAACACUAUAUGGUGGCAUUACUGGUUAUGGAGUAGAGGCUGCAGAGAGUAUAGACACAUGGAGGAAGAGGCUGCAGCAAGUACAAACACAUAGAGAAAGAUCUUAAAUUAGAAUAUGAGAGUUCUCAAUGUUUGUGCCUUCAGAUGAUGUAAGAAACAAUAUAGACUAUUAGAGGCGCUCUAUGUGUAUAGUCGCUGUCUUACUACACAUGUCUGACCUUCUUGUUUUUUGCCCAUUCUUCAAGUCUCCAGUGCCUGUACUGACUUCCAGAUUUCACUUCCAUUAGAUUAUUUUACUCUAGAAUCAGGUUUUUCAGCUGACACCUAUGUGCAAAUUCACAUGGUACAGGUUGUAUAACCUUUUUGCCAUUCCAGUUGUGUUUCAUCAUUGCACAGGCUGUUAGGUACACAGUAUUCUUUAUCGUGGCAAUUAAUAGGGCUAUUUAUGUUAGAACUAAACAGCAGACAGAAUGAUGAUCCCAUUCACCUGGUCCUAGAAGUUGAAGCUGGAACAGACCCUCAUUUGAAAUGCACUGAUUAUUCUUCUACACACUGUUGGGCGAGGUUACCCAGCACUGAGAAAGACAGCAAGGGGUAAGCUUCGGGGAUAAUGACAGCAGCACUGAUGAUGUUACAAAGGCUGUGACCCCGCUGUGGGUGUUCCAUGACUCCAGCUUUACAGUGACCAUGAUCAGUCCAGAUAUAGGCUGGACAGGUAGAGAAUUCGCCUUAACCGUAUGCUUGCGUUUCUUCCUAAUAGCGGUCGAAGAUGAAGCAUUUUAUCUCACGCAGCUUCAGACUCUCUUCCCCAUCUACCCACAGAGACACAUUUCUUUGUAUAGUUUUACAGAUAUAUCGUUACUGUAUGUAUUGUAGUUACACCGUGGGUUUUGCACAGUAGCUUAUGAUACGUAUAGGUCAAUUUUUUUUUAGCUGCAAUGUUAGUGUAAAGCAUUUUAUUGUCUAGAAGAUACUUUUAAAUUAAUUUUUUAUUUGAUUUCCACCAUAGACUUUGUUUUGU